CAAUUGAGACAGAUGCCCGUUCAAGGACUACCCCCGAUUUCUCUUCUGUUGUUCAUCUGCUUAUUAAGGGAAAGCGCCUGCAUUUGUGAUGGCACCGCCUGGGCCAAGGUGGGAUGGGAGAUUUUCCCGGAAGAGAUGCCUUAUCUGAAAGUUAAGCUUUCUCCAUCUCAAUGUCUACCUUACCCUUUGGACAAACUGUGCUGCAAUUUUGCUAAUAAGGAUCUAUUGCAGAGUUUUUUAUAUCUCGUGUAUAUUCUAGUACAGGCUAUCUUUUUCAUUCUGGUUGUUUUGUCUACAUGUUACCUGUGGAUGAAAUGGAAGAAACACAAGAGAAAGCUGGAAAGACACGCCUCCCUAGACACGGUCGGGAACGAGCCAGAAGGCCGGCCCUUCAGUGACAUAGACCAGCUGCUCUACAAACUGCUGGCCACCACGUCCAUGAUGACCGCGUACCUGGACCAGAAGUCCCGUCGGUCCACGGGCAGGAAAUCCCAGCCAGGGAAACUGAAGAGGAAGAGCAGGGGAGGAGCCCGAAGACACCAUCAGCCUGGGCCUCCCCCCAACGUGGAGACCACCCAGGAGGCCUGCUGA
This is a messenger RNA of Molossus molossus (Pallas's mastiff bat), 591 nucleotides long. It is a transcript of the gene TEX50, whose product is annotated as testis expressed 50. The transcript is spliced from 2 exons. Bases 13 to 591 code for a protein of 192 amino acids. The record is from RefSeq and is a predicted model, not a curated record. NCBI's taxonomy places the organism in Eukaryota, Metazoa, Chordata, Mammalia, Chiroptera, Molossidae.